AUGGAUUAUAACAGCAGCGCAUUGAAAAGCACAAAAUCCGAUCACUAUCCCCGAACCCGGAUAUUCGCGGGCAAUAACUUGCGUUCGGGUGGCGGACAGACCGUAUGGGUGGACACCGUUCACAGAGAGCCCCGGUAUCUGAAGGGAAUUCGUCGACACGAUAUCGCACUCUAUAAACUCAAUCGACAAAUCAAUUUUACGGAUACUUACAAUUUGUUUCAAUAUAAGGCCCAAACAAUCUGUUUGCCCGCAUCCCAACCCAUUGUGGGUAAUGCCAAGGUGUCGGCCGUUAUGUUUGGUUGGGGUUUAAUGUACUCAAAGCCAGGGGAGGAGCGAGAGUCUAAUGUUUUACAACGCGGGGAAUUUGUCGUCCAAAAGUGCGGUAAUUUGUAUUGCAGUAAAUAUAAUAGGAAACAACAGACCGCUCGUGGCUGUAAGGGUGACUCCGGCGGCGGUUUAGUCCAGUAUAUCGACAAAGAGAGGACGAGAGCCGUAUUGAUAGGAAUUAACGCAUAUCUUAAGGGCUCAAAUGAAUGUGACACUAAUUUAACACAAGCCCAAUGGGUUCCCGUUAUUGAUUAUAUUCAAUGGAUUCGCGAUACUAUUGCCAAUAAUUAA
Molecule: messenger RNA, 618 nt
Organism: Medioppia subpectinata
Lineage: Eukaryota; Metazoa; Arthropoda; Arachnida; Sarcoptiformes; Oppiidae
Source: the annotation of a GenBank genome assembly